Messenger RNA from Colletotrichum spaethianum, 1284 nucleotides. RefSeq names its product UDP-N-acetylglucosamine--dolichyl-phosphate N-acetylglucosaminephosphotransferase. The record is from RefSeq and is a predicted model, not a curated record. The transcript has 5 exons. The coding region runs from base 1 to 1284 and encodes 427 amino acids. Lineage: Eukaryota; Fungi; Ascomycota; Sordariomycetes; Glomerellales; Glomerellaceae. Gene Ontology annotation, cellular component: Golgi membrane; endoplasmic reticulum membrane. Gene Ontology annotation, molecular function: UDP-N-acetylglucosamine transmembrane transporter activity. Gene Ontology annotation, biological process: transmembrane transport.
AUGUCCUCCCUGGCGACCACUCGAAAACGCGGCCAGCCGAAAGGCACUUCAUCGCUCCCCUCGGAGAAGAUGGAAACUACCGCCCGGGGCCACGAUGACGAGAAGAGCAUCACCGACGACUCCAACGGAUCCGCUAUGAACGGACACGCUUCGGCCGAAAAACCCAUGCAAGCCGCCGGUCGCAUCAUUGCAGGCCUCUUUUCCCAAUGGAUCGCUGUCGGUGUCAUGCUUGGCCUGAUCUUUGGCGGAUGCUGCUCAAAUGUAUACGCCUUGGAAGCCAUCAUCAAACCUUCUCUCCUAAGAGUCGAACCCGCGAGCGGAACUCUCCUGACGUUUGUCCAAUUCCUCUUCGUGGCCAUCACCGGAUACUUCUCCCAAUUUGACCGAUCGAGGCCUCCAUUCUUUCUGCAGAAAAACAAGGUUCCUCUGCGCCGCUGGAUCAUAAACAUUGUGUUGUUCUUCAGCAUUAAUGUGUUGAACAACCACGCCUUCAGCUACGACAUAUCCGUUCCCGUCCACAUUAUUCUCCGCUCCGGCGGGAGCAUCACGACAAUGAUUGCUGGCACUCUUUACGGGAAGAAGUACUCGCGCAUUCAGAUCGUGGCUGUUAUCCUCCUAACCUUUGGUGUUAUCACCGCGGCUUGGUCGGACGCACAAUCCAAGGCAAGUGACAUUACUCGACGCGAAGACUCGUCAGAGACAGAGAAAAGCGAUAGACCCGCCUUUGGGACAGGACUCAUCAUCCUCUUCGUGGCGCAGGUUCUCUCCGCCAUCAUGGGCCUCUACACCGAAGAGACAUACAAGAAAUACGGCCCUCAGUGGAGAGAGAAUCUGUUCUACUCACACUUGUUAUCUCUACCACUUUUCCUCCCAUUUGCGCCGUCGCUGAUCCGCCAAUUCCGACGAUUGGCCAGCAGCCCGCCACUGUCGCUGCCCACGUUGGCCCAGCUUCCUGGUCUUGGCCUGAGCGGAGAUGUUGGAGGAGGAAUGACCAAGUACCAUAUCCCGAGCCAACUUGCUUAUCUUGCAACGAAUGUUCUCACGCAGUACGCGUGCAUCAGGGGCGUCAAUCUCCUGGCCGCCGUGUCUUCGGCACUGACCGUUACCAUCGUGCUCAAUAUUCGCAAAUUAGUUAGUCUACUCUUGAGUAUUUGGCUAUUUGGAAACCGGCUGGCUGUAGGAACGCUGAUCGGGGCAAUCAUCGUCUUUGGUGCUGGUGGACUUUACUCGUUAGAUUCCAGAGCCAAGACCUCGAGAGUGCAGCAUGGAUCGGACAGGAAAUAG